Messenger RNA from Theobroma umbraticum, 955 nucleotides. It is a transcript of the gene HEC1, whose product is annotated as basic helix-loop-helix (bHLH) DNA-binding superfamily protein. The record is from RefSeq and is a predicted model, not a curated record. Lineage: Eukaryota; Viridiplantae; Streptophyta; Magnoliopsida; Malvales; Malvaceae. Gene Ontology annotation, biological process: regulation of DNA-templated transcription. Gene Ontology annotation, molecular function: protein dimerization activity; DNA-binding transcription factor activity.
AACAGCUAUCUUUCAGCUCCCCCCCUUCCUCUGGCCAUUCAGCCUUUCAGAACUAUCAUUUCCGACUUCCCCAUCUCUCUUUCUCUCAACGCACGCACGUACGCAGUGGUACUUUUAAAGGGGAAGACUCUAGUGCGUGUGAGAUUCAAUGGAUGUUGACCUGGUGAAAUCCUCAACAGAAGAUCACAUGGAUAUGAUGACAAUGAUGAUGCAAAUGGAAAAGCUUCCUGAAUUUUGUGAGCCUUUCCAGAGCCCUUCCACAUUUCCUGAAAUCCGCUUCUCUAAUGGGACUUCAAGCUCCAGCAUCCUGCCCAUACCACCCAUUUACCCAAGCCCCAACUUUUCUUCACUCAAUACAUUGAUGACCCUGCCUCCCACUUUGUCAUUCAUUGGCAACAACCCAGUUCAAGAACCAGUGACUCCACCUCUUCAGCCCAACAAUAUGGCCAAUAGCAACAAGUACAAACAUCCAACUCCUUUCAACUAUACAAAUCCAUACCCUUCUUCAGUAGAUAAGAAAAACUCCAUGGCUGCAAUGAGGGAGAUGAUUUUCCGUAUAGCAGCAAUGCAGCCUAUUCAUAUAGACCCAGAAUCCAUCAAGCCUCCAAAAAGAAGGAACGUGAAGAUCUCUAAGGAUCCCCAGAGUGUGGCCGCCAGGCAUAGAAGAGAGCGGAUAAGUGAGCGGAUAAGGAUACUGCAAAGACUUGUUCCCGGAGGCACUAAGAUGGACACAGCUUAGUUGGACGAGGCCAUUCACUAUGUCAAAUUCUUGAAGAGACAGGUUCAAUCUUUGGAACAGGCUGCAGUUAACAGGCCAAUAGGUGUUGGGUUUCCAAGUGCUACAAUUGCUGAUGUGGGCUACUCCUCUUUGCUGAAAACUUGCCAGCCAUCUCAUCAUCAAGUUAUGGGCAAUAUGCCGAUGCUUAGAUAAGAGAUGGAAUUUAGAAUUUAGUUG